AUGACACAAUUAACACGACAUAAAAGGGAUUACAGUAAGGAAUAUAUAGCCUGCUGGAAUCUGAAGGCCUACAUAAAGGAUAUCAACACAAACACGGCAAGCAUGGUAUCAGUGACAAAAAGUGGAUUAGAUGAGAAAGCUCUAGGGGACACCAUAUGGGAAAUCCUCACAGAACAAAUAAAGGAAAGCACAACAUGCACAAACCUUUUAAAGUAUGAGAUAUCAGGAAGACGCGAUAGGCAUGCCAUUGCGGACAUAAGGAAGAUGUGCGAAAGCAAAGAAAAAAUCAUGAAAGAAUUAAAGGCCAUCAAUGUACUGCAUAAUGUCAAAUAUGUGUAUUAUAUAGGUUGGUUGCAGGAGGUGCUGGAGUGGGCCAGUAGGAACACAUGGAGUGAACAGAUGAUAGGACUGUCUGCCUGGCAACUAUUGAAGACAAAAAGAUACCAUGAGUGUGAUAUAUGGACAGUAUUCAAUAUUCCAUCAGGUUCUCAGGGAAAUGAAUAUAUCACAUAUACCCAACACAUUCCUGAAUCCAGCACGAGACAGGUACAAUGGAAACCCAGGAGAUGUGUAGUAAAAGGAAUCCCGCAACACCAUUUAAGGAACCACACGAAUGAACUGAGUCUUAUAAUGCACAGAAUAGCAGAAAAAAGGAAACUAAAAAAACAAGUAGAAUCGGAAUCACAUAUAAUGAAUUCAACCCAAUUAAGCAAAUUCAUAAAAGAAACGAACAGCACAUACAAAUUACAAGAACAGAGCAAGAACAGAAAUGAAGAAGGAGAGGAAACUACGGCGGAAGAAAUCACGAAGAAGUCAGGAGCCAGAGGAGCAAGUGUAGUGAUGAUACCCCCAAUCACAGAAGAAGAUGCCACUGCAGCCACAUCGAAGCAAGAUAUCAAACAAGGAUUGCUCGGGGCAAAGGAAUUACAACAAAGAAAGAAUGAAGCGUGCACCAUGGAUGCGCAAGAAGGAUUGCGACAACAGUGGAGGAAGAUACUGGCUGAUAUAGGAAAGUUAGGAAGUGACAGCGACACAUAA
Molecule: messenger RNA, 1038 nt
Organism: Plasmodium inui San Antonio 1
Lineage: Eukaryota; Apicomplexa; Aconoidasida; Haemosporida; Plasmodiidae
Exons: 1
Coding region: 1-1038 (345 amino acids)
Source: RefSeq, a predicted model, not a curated record